AUGUGGGCGUUUUUUUUAGAAGUAAUUCUAAUUUCCAUAUUUAUUAAUCUUCUUUUAAAUUGUUCAAAUAAUAAAAAUGAUAAUUCAAAAAAAAACCCUUUAACAGAAUCUAAUAAGAAUUGUAUAGAAAAGCAGUAUAAGGUAAAAAAAACAAAAGGUUCAAAAUUUUCAUUUAAUAAACGUUCAAAUAAUCCAUUAAUGAAUGGUACAUCACCAAAAAAUUCAAAUAAAAAGUUAGAUAUUAAUAGUAAGAAAUCAAAAGCAAAAAGUGUCGUCAAGGGUAAAACAAAUUUAUUAGGUAAUUUUAUGAAAAAAAAAACAUUAUCUAUUGAUGGUACUCAAGAUGAUUUCAUUUUAAAACAAGAAAAAAAUGAAUCGAAAAUAUCGAAAGUUUCUAAAGUAUCUAGUGCAUGUCAGGCAAAUUUAUCGAACAAAGAUAAACCAAUUGUUAAAUCAGAAGGUAGUAUUGUUAUAAAUGGAUCAGGAUAUUCUAGUAAAAAAGAUAAUAAAUCUCCAACAGGAAGCAAACGUUAA
Strongyloides ratti is the source of this 534-nucleotide messenger RNA. RefSeq lists its product as hypothetical. The coding region runs from base 1 to 534 and encodes 177 amino acids. Lineage: Eukaryota; Metazoa; Nematoda; Chromadorea; Rhabditida; Strongyloididae. The record is from RefSeq and is a predicted model, not a curated record. The transcript has a single exon.